AUGCCGCUCUGCGCCAGCAUCCCCGCGACGGUCGACACCGACACGAACACCCGCGCCCUCUACCUGGAUGAUUUGGACAAGUGCAUGAAGAACUUUAACAGCUCCCUCGCGUCCACCAUGAACGCGUACCAAAACCUCCUCACCGCGUUUGACCAGGUGGCGCAGGUGUACGGCAACGUCGCCCAGGAGUGCGGGGAUGAGGUGCGCAAGUCGGUGGGCGAAUUCCGAGAUGGGAUCCGCGAUCUCAAGGACAAGGGCGGCUUCGAGACAUUCAACCACGAGAUUCACGUGGGCACGAUCGCCGUAAUGGAGCCGGUGAAAUUGGACCUGAAGAAGGCGCUCAAGUCGCUCAAGUGCCUGAGGCUGAAGCAGAAGGAGUACGACACCGUUCGCUACGAGCUGGAGCAGACGGAGAAGUCGUACGCAAAGCAGAGCAAGCCCUUGGCAGCGAGCAGCAGCUACAAGAAGACACUCGCGAAGCGAGAUAAGGCGAAGGCGUCGUACGAUGCGAGCCGCCAGGCCUUUGGCGAAGAGGUGAACACACUGCAGGCUACAACCAAGUCCGUUCUGCUUCAGUCCCUCAACAAUUACCUCCACUGCACGGCCGCUUUUUGUGGACAAUUGGAGGCAACCAUGGACGGCUACCGCACCGACGUGGACCACAGCGGCAGCACCACGUUCACCAACGACCAAAUGGACAAGCUGAAGGAGAAAGCCGAAGCCGAGUCGAUGGCGCGGCGCUCGCAGCGCAGGAACGAGGCGUCGAACCUGUUCCAGGCCGCAAACGACAUCACAUCGAACAACAGCCACCGCAACUUGCCUUCGGUUGAUGAUGGCCUCUACCCAAAGAGGGACUCGCUGGUGGACAAUGACAGCGCCAACCGCUACCCCAACGCUGAGCAUGCGCCGGCGAUGCAGAACGACGGUGACGACAACCUUACGCUGAGGGAUUCGUAUGACAACGAGGCGCCCGGCGAUGCCGAUGCCAUCAACCCGCUCGUUAACGCCAACGACGACGAGUGA
Molecule: messenger RNA, 1023 nt
Organism: Leishmania mexicana MHOM/GT/2001/U1103
Lineage: Eukaryota; Euglenozoa; Kinetoplastea; Trypanosomatida; Trypanosomatidae
Exons: 1
Coding region: 1-1023 (340 amino acids)
Source: RefSeq, a predicted model, not a curated record